Molecule: messenger RNA, 4912 nt
Organism: Erinaceus europaeus (western European hedgehog)
Lineage: Eukaryota; Metazoa; Chordata; Mammalia; Eulipotyphla; Erinaceidae
Gene: MYO1B
Product: myosin IB
Exons: 31
Coding region: 155-3565 (1136 amino acids)
Biological process (GO): actin filament organization; vesicle transport along actin filament
Cellular component (GO): plasma membrane; myosin complex; cytoplasm
Molecular function (GO): microfilament motor activity; ATP binding; actin filament binding
Source: RefSeq, a predicted model, not a curated record
UGCCCCGCGCUCCGCAGCCCCCCGCACUCGGCGGCCGCGCGGAGGAGGAGCCGGCGGCGGGAGCGCGUCCACCGGGGCCUGGGCGCAGCCGCGGGGGCCUGCGGGGCUCGGAGCCGGGCGCGUGGACGGAGCGGCGGCCCGCCAGCCAGAGACGAUGGCCAAAAUGGAGGUGAAAACAUCGCUUCUGGACAACAUGAUUGGCGUUGGAGAUAUGGUCCUGCUAGAACCUCUCAAUGAGGAGACCUUCAUCAACAACCUCAAGAAGCGCUUUGACCAUAAUGAAAUCUAUACAUAUAUUGGAAGUGUGGUUAUAUCUGUUAACCCCUAUCGGUCACUGCCCAUCUACUCGCCGGAGAAAGUGGAAGACUACAGGAACAGAAAUUUUUAUGAGCUGAGCCCUCACAUAUUUGCCCUGUCAGAUGAAGCGUAUCGAUCCCUCCGAGAUCAAGAUAAAGAUCAGUGUAUUCUCAUCACGGGAGAAAGUGGAGCAGGAAAAACAGAGGCCAGCAAGCUUGUUAUGUCUUACGUGGCGGCUGUGUGCGGAAAAGGAGCAGAGGUCAAUCAAGUGAAAGAACAGCUCCUGCAGUCCAACCCAGUCCUGGAAGCUUUUGGAAACGCCAAAACUGUAAGGAAUGACAACUCCUCUAGAUUCGGCAAAUACAUGGAUAUUGAAUUUGAUUUUAAAGGUGAUCCCCUGGGAGGAGUGAUAAGUAACUAUCUUCUAGAGAAAUCUCGGGUCGUGAAGCAGCCAAGAGGCGAAAGGAACUUCCAUGUCUUCUAUCAGCUGCUCUCUGGCGCCUCUGAAGAGCUUCUCAGCAAGCUUAAACUUGAGCGGGAUUUCAGCAAAUACAACUACCUAAGUCUGGAUUCUGCUAGAGUCAAUGGAGUGGACGAUGCAGCCAACUUCAGAACUGUGCGGAAUGCCAUGCAGAUCGUGGGUUUCCUGGACCACGAGGCCGAGUCUGUCCUGGAGGUGGUGGCGGCGGUGUUGAAACUCGGGAACAUCGAGUUCAAGCCUGAAUCCCGAGUCAAUGGUCUAGACGAAAGCAAAGUCAAAGACAAAAAUGAGUUGAAAGAGAUCUGCGAGUUGACUGGGAUCGAUCAGUCGGUUCUGGAACGUGCAUUCAGUUUCCGCACAGUUGAAGCCAAACAAGAGAAAGUUUCCACGACGCUCAACGUAGCUCAGGCUUAUUAUGCUCGUGACGCCCUGGCCAAAAACUUGUACAGCAGGCUGUUUUCAUGGCUGGUGAACCGGAUCAAUGAGAGCAUCAAGGCACAAACAAAAGUGAGGAAGAAGGUCAUGGGUGUCUUGGACAUUUAUGGCUUUGAAAUUUUCGAGGAUAAUAGCUUCGAACAGUUCAUCAUCAAUUACUGCAAUGAGAAGCUGCAGCAGAUCUUCAUUGAGCUGACUCUUAAAGAAGAGCAGGAGGAGUACAUACGGGAGGAUAUAGAAUGGACGCACAUAGAAUACUUCAACAAUGCCAUCAUUUGCGACCUCAUAGAAAAUAACACAAAUGGGAUCCUGGCCAUGCUGGACGAGGAGUGCCUGAGGCCUGGCACGGUCACUGAUGAGACCUUCUUGGAAAAGCUGAACCAAGUCUGCGCCACCCACCAGCACUUCGAGAGCAGGAUGAGCAAGUGCUCUCGGUUCCUCAAUGACACUUCCCUCCCCCACAACUGCUUCAGGAUCCAGCACUAUGCCGGCAAGGUGCUGUAUCAGGUGGAAGGAUUUGUUGACAAAAAUAAUGACCUUCUCUAUCGAGAUCUGUCUCAAGCCAUGUGGAAGGCCAGUCACACCCUCAUCAAGUCUCUGUUUCCUGAAGGGAACCCUUCUAAAAUCAAUUUGAAAAGGCCUCCUACUGCAGGCUCACAGUUCAAGGCCUCUGUGGCUACUCUGAUGAAAAAUCUACAAACCAAGAAUCCAAACUACAUCAGGUGUAUCAAACCAAAUGAUAAAAAGGCAGCUCACGUCUUCAGCGAGGCGUUGGUGUGCCAUCAGAUCAGGUACCUGGGGCUUUUGGAGAAUGUCCGUGUGAGGAGAGCAGGCUAUGCCUUCAGGCAGGCCUACGAGCCCUGCCUAGAAAGGUACAAAAUGCUCUGCAGACAGACGUGGCCUCACUGGAAAGGGCCGGCAAGGGCUGGUGUAGAGGUUCUGUUUAAUGAAUUAGAAUUUCCUGUGGAAGAAUAUUCCUUUGGUAGAUCAAAGAUAUUCAUCCGAAAUCCAAGAACAUUAUUCAAGUUAGAAGACCUGAGGAAGCAGCGGCUCGAGGACCUGGCCACUCUCAUCCAGAAGAUCUACCGGGGCUGGAAGUGCCGCGCUCACUUCCUGCUGAUGCGGACGAGCCAGACGGUGAUCGCCGCCUGCUUCCGGAGAUACGCGCAACAGAAGAGGUACCGACAGACAAAGUGUUCCGCCCUGGUCAUUCAGUCCUAUAGCCGCGGUUGGAAGGCUCGAAAAAUCCUGCGGGAAUUGAAGCAUCAGAAACGUUGUGAGGAAGCAGCCACCACCAUUGCGGCCUACUGGCACGGUGCCCAGGCGCGAAGGGAACUGAGCCGGCUGAAGGAGGCGGCUAGGAAUAAACAUGCUAUUGCGGUUAUUUGGGCUUACUGGCUUGGAUCUAAGGCUCGGAGGGAGUUGAGACGCUUGAAGGAAGAGGCUAGACGUAAGCAUGCUGUCGCUGUCAUUUGGGCUUACUGGCUUGGACUGAAGGUGCGAAGAGAGUACAGGAAAUUCUUCAGAGCCAAUGCUGGGAAGAAAAUUUAUGAAUUUACACUGCAGAGAAUUGUGCAAAAGUACUUCUUGGAAAUGAAAAAUAAGAUGCCUUCCUUAUCACCAAUAGACAAGAACUGGCCACCAAGACCUUACCUGUUCUUGGAUUCUACUCACAAAGAGCUGAAAAGAAUUUUCCACUUGUGGAGGUGUAAAAAAUACAGAGACCAGUUUACAGACCAGCAGAAACUUAUUUAUGAAGAGAAACUGGAAGCAAGUGAACUCUUCAAAGACAAGAAGGCAUUGUACCCAUCGAGUGUCGGGCAGCCAUUCCAAGGGGCUUAUGUGGAAAUCAGCAAGAAUCCCAAGUAUAAGAAACUCAAAGAUGCCACUGAAGAAAAAAUCAUCGUUGCUGAAGUCGUCAACAAGAUAAACCGCGCUAACGGCAAGAGCACAUCCCGCAUUUUCCUUUUAACAAGUAAUAAUCUCCUCCUCGCUGACCAAAAGUCUGGACAGAUCAAGUCGGAGGUUCCCUUGGUGGAUGUGACCAAAGUGUCCAUGAGCUCGCAGAAUGACGGCUUCUUUGCUGUCCACCUCAAAGAGGGCUCUGAAGCAGCCGGCAAAGGAGACUUUCUGUUCAGCAGCGACCACCUGAUUGAGAUGGCCACCAAGCUGUACCGGACAACUCUCAGCCAAACGAAGCAGAAGCUCAACAUUGAAAUUUCCGAUGAGUUUCUCGUCCAGUUCAGACAAGAAAAAGUAUGUGUGAAAUUCAUUCAGGGGAACCAGAAAAAUGGGAGUGUCCCAACGUGCAAACGAAAAAACAAUCGUCUCCUUGAAGUUGCUGUUCCUUAACCAGUCAGUCCCUCUGCUCGGCUUCCACGGACUUGCUUCUUAGGAAUAGUGCAAUUUGGUUGGGUUUGUGUGGGAUUCAUUUGGGGGGAAUUGCCAAAGACUAAUACUGCUAGAGUUCAUUGGUGAAAUAAAAGACACUUGACUAAUCCAUUUUUACUACUGGUAUAGUUUUAACCCUUAAAGUACACAUUCUGCCCAGGGGGGCGGGGGAGCGUUGAAAUUAACUUUGCCUUUGCCAUGUCAUAUAUGGUUGGUUUUUUUUGUUGUUGUUUAGUCUUCUUUUUAGCAAUCCAUGUACUCUCGACCAACAUAUAAUUCAUAAAUCAUUAAUGCAUCUAAGUAUAGGAACAGUCAUCAAAGAUAGUGCAUUCACUCAUCAAAUAUUUAUUGAAUGCCUAUUCUGUGCUAGGCACUGUGCUAGAUGGCAUAAACAUUUUGUUAGGAAAGUUUUAUUUGUGUGUUUUUUAAGGUGAUUGAAUUCUGGUUGGUUCAUUCUGGCUCUCAUAGGACUAAAAAAAAAGCUUGAAAAAGUUGAGGCCAAAGCAAGUCCUGUUGAUACAGGGCAGCACUGUGAGGGGCCCUGUAGAAGCCCCCCAGGUGUCCAGGAAGGGCUGGUCCCACAGUGGGGACACAGCCCAAGAUAAAGGCUCUGGAGAAAGCUGACAUUGGAACAGGACUUUUAAUUUGCUCAGAUCUCUUCUAACUGCUUUUACUUAUAGAAAUCAGUCAUUCUUAGCUUAGAAAAAAAAAGAGAGAGAGAGAGAAUCAAUCUGGUAAGAUUUCCUGUUUUUGGCAAACGUCAUAGAUGAUCCUUGACAGGCUGAUUCUGCUGAGUAUUGUUUUCAGCCACAUUGAAGUCAAUAUUUUAAGUGGCUCAGGCAGUCAGGGGCUGGAAGCUUUUCAGAUAGUGGCAUGCAUGCUGUACAAUGUGCAAUAAACAUCCAAGACCCUUCUUUGAGUUUUAUUUAUAAUAGACAUUUUGUGUGCAGUGGUGGUUGGUCCAGGGUGCAUAUUUUAGUCAAGAGUCCAAAUUAAGCCUGUAUUCAUUUGAAGAUCUCUAUUUUUUUUUUUCAGCUUUACAGUAAGGAUUAAUUUUAGAAACAUACAUUUUAAACUUGGGGAUUAAAUUGUGAUUUGGGAGGUGGCUGUGUAUACAUUGGCAUGUUAAAUAAUAAAACUGUUCCAGUUUGGUGCCAUUCACUGAAUCACAACUGUAUUUUUGUAACUCAAGAUAUCUCCUUGUGUUGUGUGCUCACACAGAAAGGCUUUAUGAUCCAAACAUGAUGUGUUUUCAGUGUAAUGGAAUUUCACUUAUCUUUUAUAAACCAGAAACAUUCAUUGAAAGUA